UAUCCUUCAAUGUAACCAAAAAUAAGCAUGGCAAUUCAAGGCUACCAACUCUUUCUCCUUCUAGCUUUUCUUGGCUCCGCUACUCAAAUUGGAGGCAAUAUUGUGACUGACACACUCUUCCGGAGUGAUUGCUCGGAUGGUUUAGUAUUUGGAGCGGCAUCAUCAGCUUACCAAUAUGAAGGUGCGGCUAAUGAAGGGGGCAAAGGGCCGAGUAUCUGGGACACUUUCACUCACCAAUAUCCAGAGAAGAUAGCUGGUGGAAGUAAUGGAGAUGUGGCUAUUGAUUCAUAUCAUCGGUACAAGGAGGAUGUUGGGAUUAUGAAAGAAAUUGGUCUAGAUGCAUACAGGUUCUCAACCUCGUGGUCCAGAGUUUUGCCAAAUGGAAAGCUAAGUGGUGGUAUCAACAAGGAAGGAAUCAAAUACUACAACAACCUCGUCAAUGAGCUCCUAGCCAAUGGUCGUGAUUCAUUAUAAUUUUUCUAGUUAAUUUUUUUAUGUGAAUCAUGUGUUUAUGAGGGUUAAUUAUAUGUCCAGGAAUAUGCAGGCAUCCAGCCAUUUGUGACUAUCUUCCAUUGGGAUGUUUCCCAAGCCUUGGAAGAUGAAUAUGGUGGUUUCUUGAGUCCUAUGAUUGUGUAAGUUUUGACUUUUACGUAUCAACCACCAGUGCCUAUUAUUAAAUAAGCUUUUAAUAG
Molecule: messenger RNA, 692 nt
Organism: Rubroshorea leprosula
Lineage: Eukaryota; Viridiplantae; Streptophyta; Magnoliopsida; Malvales; Dipterocarpaceae
Source: the annotation of a GenBank genome assembly